UUUCUAACUACACACCGAGCCGCGAGUGGCUCCGGCGAAUUAUAUUUCUUCCCGUGGCGGACAGCGACAGCGGUGGUUGUCGAUACGCGAAGCAAAAGAGACUGACUUCCGACUGGUGACCCCUUUCUCAAACUGUAAUGACAUGAGCGCUCCAGCAGGAAGCUCAAAUCAUUUUGUGUCUUUAGAAACAUUGUAGCGCGUCCGCCAAGAUUUCUGUCUGUCCGACUGUGGGGAAUAAUGGAGCGUUUUUGAACCAGCCUUUAACGCAGAUAUUGUAGCGCUUGAUUCGAUGUUUUAAGUGUGUGUCGUGUCUGUCCAUUUGGACGCAUAAAAAGUAAGCAAAUCGCUGUUCUGAAGCCAAAUGGAAAGCUGAACCAUGGCAGCAAAAGAGGACCUAUAUGCCAAAGUCGCUCCACGGAUGCAGCGGCAGAACCGGCCAGGAGCUGUCAAACAUGGAAACCGUCUGGAUGUUUUGCUGUCAAUGGGUUUCCCUAAAACCAGGGCGCUAAAAGCGCUGGUUUCGACUGGGGGCAGAAAUGUACAAGCAGCCUGUGACUGGUUGUUCUCCCAUGUGGAUGACCCGUUCCUGGAUGAUCCUUUACCCAGGGAGUAUGUGCUGUACCUGAAACCCAGCGGUCCCCUCCUCAACCAGCUCUCCAACUUCUGGCAGCAGAGUCGCAUUACAUGUGGCAAGAACAAAGCCCACAACAUCUUCCCUCACAUAACCCUCUGCCAGUUCUUCAUGUGUGCCGAUAGUAAGGUAGAUGUCCUCUGUGAAGCUCUGCAGGCAGUGGUGGGUCAGUGGAGAGGUCGUUUCCCCUCCCCACUGCCCCUGGAGUUUUACUCAUCCUCAAACUUCAUCGGCCUCUUUGUGGAAGAGAAGGUGGCCGAGGUGAUCAAGAGCUUUGCUGCAGACUUUGCUACUGAGGCGGCUUCCAAAGCAGAUGUUCAUGUGGAGCCCCAUAAGAAGCAGCUUCAUGUAACUCUGGCCUACCACUUCCAAUCCAACCAUCUUGCAUCAUUAGAACAACUUGCCAAAGGUGUAGACAUAACAUUGGGCUGUGAUUGGCAGGCUGUGCUUUUGUCACGGGACAUCCGAUUUGCCAAUCAUGAGACCUUGCGGGUGAUGUACCCCUAUGUGCCUCAGAAUGAUGAUGAACUGGAGCUGGUGCCCAGUGACUUCAUCUUCAUGUCAUCUACAGAACAGGCCACGGCCAGUGAGGGCUGGGUCUAUGGGACCUCGAUGAGCACAGGGUUAUCAGGGCUACUGCCAGAAAACUACGUCAAUAGGGCAGACGAGUGUGAUACUUGGGUCUUACAUGGGUCUUUGUCUUUCCUUAAUGUAACCCCCCCAACCAAUAUCAGGGGUGCAAUGGGUGGGAUUUUUCUUGACCCACACUUGGAUGGUCGUCUCUUUGAUGACCCCAUGCCAGUGGAUCCCAACAGUCUGAGCGUUAUAUGUCAACCUAUGCAGAUCCUACGCCCCAAUCAGUCUCGAUUGCCUAAGAGAACGUUGUUUGUGUGUCGCCAUGGUGAGAGAAUGGAUGUAGUGUUUGGGAAACACUGGAUCACUCAGUGCUUUGAUGCCAAAGGUCGGUAUGUGCGGUCAAACCUCAAUAUGCCACUGAGUCUCCCAGCGAGGAUUGGGGGGUACAGGGACUAUGAUAAGGACUGUCCUAUCACUGUGUUCGGUUCCACACAGGCUCGUCUAGUCGGGGAGGCUCUCCUGGAAAGUCAUACCGUGGUAGACUUUGUAUACUGUUCUCCUUCUCUGCGCUGCGUGCAAACAGCUUAUAAUAUCCUCAAAGGUCUUCAAAAGGAUGGGAAGACUAAGAUCAGAGUUGAGCCAGGUUUGUUUGAGUGGACUAAAUGGGUGUCGGGAACCUCAUUACCCGCCUGGAUCCCUCCUGCAGACCUGGCGGCUGCUAACAUAUGUGUGGAUACAACAUACAGACCUCAUAUACCCAUCAGUAAACUGGCCGUGUCAGAGUCCUAUGAAACAUACAUCAGUCGCAGCUUCCAAGUGACGCGUGAAAUACUGUCAGAGUGCAAUAAUCUGGGAAAUACAGUGCUGAUUGUGGCCCAUGCUUCCUCUCUGGAGGCUUGUACGAGGCAGAUACAGGGUCUGACCCCACAGAACUCUAAAGACUUUGUGCAAGUGGUCAGAAAGAUACCUUACUUAGGCUUUUGUGCUUGUGAGGAGAUGGGCGAGACGGGUGUUUGGCAGCUUGUGGAUCCACCCAUCCUGCCGCUCACGCAUGGACCCAAUCACAGCUUUAACUGGAGAGAAGCGCUGCUGCAGGACUGAGGAGGCUCUGCAACUUUUACUCUCACUGCUCCUCCUCCAAAGGCAACAGAAACGUGCUUACAAGUCACAUCAUCACAGACCUGCAUUAUAGCACUAUAAAAGGCUCAUGCUUCCAUAGCCACGUUCUCUUGCACUGCUGCAGUACACCUCAUUGACCCUGUCUUAAUAUAUAAAGCAUAAGAGCAGUAAUAUUUGCGGUAGAUUUCCAUAAUGUGCUCAAACACCAUUUGCCGGCCUAUAGACAAGCUGCAGCAGAACACUUGCUUCCAACUGUAGCCCAGACGAAACUGAGAUCUGAGAGCUUCAAAGACGUACAUCAAACACAGGAUAUAAUACACGACGAUAAACUCAGGUUUCCUGCCUCAGUGAGGAGGAAAUAGUGUGCAAAGUUGAUGAGUCAUCAUCCAACACUUCCAAAAUGGAUGCCGCUGGACUCGAGUUGGGUCUCCGAACCCUUUGUAAACUCCAUUUUCCUAGACUCUGUAGGGGAACAAGACUUCUCCCUAUUACACUGUGAAUCAAAUAGACAUGCACAACCUACCGCAUCAAGAUUUCCCAAUUACACCUGCUAAAAGCCCACUCACCAACUCAUGAAAGCACAAGAGUAUAAUCUGGCAAUCAGAUAGAUUGAGAUGAAGCAGCAUUAAAGUUGUUUAGAAGUGGAUUUGGUGGACAGCACAUUCGUCCUGUGCCUUGCUGUCAUGCUGCUACUGUUAAACACUUUGCAACUAUAGGACAUUUUGGGAGGACUGUUAGUUAGGGCUUAUUUGGAGACAGUAUUUAAAGAUGUACUGUCACACUUUUCGCAUGUAGGGUCAAUUUUGAAAGGGGGAGAUGAUAAACCCAGUAAGGACGUCAUCAAACUUUCAAAAGCAGUGCCACAAAUGGUUACAACUUCAUAAGCAGCAGCUUAAAUAAUGUUAUGUGCAGCUGUUACGCUGAACAGCGAGCUUUACUUUCUGAGCACUUGAAAUAUCAAACCAAACAGGAAAGAAUGCUUCAACAAUGUAAAGAAUUGUACAUUAAUGCAUAACGUGUCUGUAUAUACUAAGUAACAUAGUAAAAUCCAUUUGAUGUGUUUCACCUUUAAAUGGAAAAAGUAUAAUUGCAUUUAUUUAUGUAUUCAUAAGAUAGUUUUAAAGAGAAUAUGUUGGUGCUUCAGGUUUUUGUUUGUUAUUUCCUGUUGUUGGAAUAGAGAAAUCAAGCCAUAGCAAAUGAUGAAAUCACUAUAUAAUGCAGAGUUUUUCUCCACUCCGAGGACUUACAUAAGCAUAUCUGUUACGAUUACUGUAAUAUGCCAUCUGUGUUCCCUGAACUUCAUAACUAUUUUAGCCCACCUAUGGUUUGCCAUUUAAUAAUGAUAAGGAGGAGGCAUGCAUAAUGAGAUGUGCAAUGCACUACACAAGCAAAAGAGGUUUAUCGGAUU
Sinocyclocheilus anshuiensis is the source of this 3734-nucleotide messenger RNA. Its product is annotated as ubiquitin-associated and SH3 domain-containing protein B-like. The record is from RefSeq and is a predicted model, not a curated record. Bases 377 to 2308 code for a protein of 643 amino acids. NCBI's taxonomy places the organism in Eukaryota, Metazoa, Chordata, Actinopteri, Cypriniformes, Cyprinidae. The transcript is spliced from 15 exons. Gene Ontology annotation, molecular function: protein binding.